UAUAACUAAGAAAAGUUCACUUUCAUACUAAUCAUUAUGAAAAGCUAUGAUAAGGUAAUGUGAACUGUGACUACUACGGAAAUUAAAUAUCAAACAGUUAAUCAUGAAAAUAUGGAAUAUUUUAAUGUAUAUCUGAGAAAAUGAUAGACGAGUAAUUCAAUCGAUAUGCAAUUCCCAUUUUAUCUACAUAAUAGAUCAAUUGUACUUUCUUUAACAUCAAUCAUGUGAUCGAUAAACCUAAGUAAAUAUUCAUCAUGGAAUUAAAAUGUUUAUUUAUCAAAGAAAGCAACUAAUCUACCUGGUAACAUUAUGUUCGUAUAUUUAUGGUAUGUUAUUAUUUGUAACCACAACAUAUGCAAUCAAGUUAUAUAAAAAUAAUUCAUUACAAUCUAAUCAUAAUCUUGUAGACUAUUUACAUGAAUCAGAACACUUUCAACCAUGUAUUGAACAAUCAGAUCCAAUAUAUCCAACUGCUAAAAUGAUUAUUUGUAGAGAGGAUAUUACAUCACAGUUUGGCAAUAGAUUACCAAUGAUAAUUCAAUCCGAUAAUAACUAUUUAAUUAGUACCAUACAUAUUGAAAAUAAUCCCAAUAUUGAAAUAUGUACAUCUGGUACAUUUGAAAAUAUCAUGAAGAAUAAUCCUAAUGAUAUGACAACAUAUCAUGGAAUUAUUGAACGUAAACUUAUUCUGAAAGGAUUAUCGUUACAUAUAUUUCAACAUGGAUGUCUUAAAGGUUUAUCUGAUCUGGACGUACUUUAUAUUGAAAAUUAUUUCAAUGGAGAAUUGAAGAAAAUAUCUGGAAAUUUAUUUCAAGAAUUAAAAAAUCUACACAAUUUAAAAUCACUUCAUUUAGAAAAUAUUGAUAUGUCUAUUGGUAUACCACAGUAUGCAUUUCAUGGUUGGAUAAAACAUUUGAAAAUUUUAACUAUGAUAAAUAAUAAUUUGAAUAGAAUACACAAUGAAGCAUUUCCAUCGGAUAAUUUAGAAAAUAAACUUUUAAAAUUAAGAAUAGAACAACAAUCUGGUGAUGGUUGGAAAUUGUUAGAAAAUUCUCAUAUAUGGGCAAAAUAUUUAUAUACAUUAAAAUUAUUCAGUUUGGAUGGAACAAAUUUACAAAUGACAAUAGGUAAAACAUUAUCAUCAUCUAUUAGUGAUGCAACAAAUAUAAAAUCUAUCGAAACCAGUUUAAACUUACAUUUAGGUGAUUAUGUUAAUAAAAAUUUAGAACAGUUAAAUAUUCAAAAUUGUGGACUAACUAAUCUAAUUGACAACAAUGAUAAUAAAGAUUUAUCUAGUUUAAAUUUAUUUCAUUUAGGUAACCAAUUAAAACAAUUAUACAUAGGUUUUAAUCAAUUUCCUAAUUUUAACUUUAUAAAUGCCAUUAAAAAAUUUCAUAAUCUUCAAUUACUUAGUAUUAAUUCUAAUCAAAUACCAUUAGAGAAACUGCCUGAAUCAUUUAGUAUACAAUGGCCUUAUUUAAAAGAAUUACAAAUAACAUCCAUUGGUAUUAAUAAUAUUCCAAUGAAUUCAAUAUCUAAUCAUUUACAAAUAUUACAUUUAAGUGAAAAUCCAUUAGAAUUAUUUAAUGAUCAUUGGAUUCAAUUAAAUGAUCAUUCUAAUAUAAAUGAAGUUCAAUUAAAUGAAUUACAUUUAAAUUCUAUACGUUUAAUAAGUGUUCAAUUAGAAAAUGGACAAGCGAAUUGGGAGAAAAUAUUUCAACCAAUUAAAAAUAGUAUUGAACAUUUAAGUUUAAUUAAUUGUCAAUUAGAAGCUAAUAUGUUCAUCAAAUCAAUAUAUCAUCCAAAGAAUCAACAUAGUAACUAUACUAUACAAGAAAAUGUAAAUAAACAAAUUUAUUUAAAUUUAGGUUUAACACAUUUAAAACAAUUAAAAAGUUUAAUAUUAUCUGGAAAUUAUUUAGAAUAUAUACCACCUGGAUUAUUUGAAAAUUUGAAUAAAUUAAAUAGUUUAGUAUUAACACAAAAUCAACUUUUAACAAUACAAGAAUAUAAAAUAGAAAAUGAUAUUGAGGAAGACUAUAUUUCAAAAGAUGAAAUGAAUCAUUUAUUAAGAUUAGAUUUAAGUUAUAAUCUUUUAAUCACUAUGGAAAGAUGUGCAUAUGCAUUAGGUUUUAAAAAACCAUUUGAAAGUAUCAUCCCUUUGAAACCAACUUGGUUCAUUGAAAAAGAAUAUUAUCAUGAUAAACAAGAAUUAUCAACGGAUAAUGUAAAUGAUGAUAUACAUGAAUCAAAUCAAAUUUAUUGGUUAGGUGGUUUAAACAUUAUUGGAAAUCCUUUUGUAUGUGAUUGUCGAUUAGCAUGGUUCCGAUAUUUUAUUAGUCAAAUGAGUAAACAAUUUAUAAAAAGUGAACAGUUACAGAAACAAGAAGAAUUUAUUACAACAACUAAUAUUCCAUUUGGAUUUCAAAAAUAUUUAAAUGAAGCAAUCAAUUUUACAUGUUAUGGAAUAAAUCAAUGGACUGGAAGAAAUUUUUUAACAUUAACACCAAAUGAUCUUUAUAUGGAAGAACAUAUUGAUUGUAAGAUUAGACCAGAUAUUUAUGGUAAAGAUAUGAAAUCAUUAGAGACAUUAAAACCAUGCUGGAAAUUAAAUAAAACACAAAGUCCAAAUUUAGAAGAAAUUUUACAAACACGACAAGAAAUGAUAUUUCGAACUGGAGUUAAAAAUACAUUAUACGGUAGUCCAUCAAUUAUAUUGGAGAAUGCAACAACAAUAUCGAAUGAAGCAUACACUUUAAUUAUUUUAGCUGGAAUAGCUGCAUUAUGUUUUAUAAUCAUUAGUGUUAUUAUUAUUAUUUGGUUAUGUAUACGAUUAAAACGAAAUACACAUCAUAAACAUAUAAUAUCAUCAUCUGUCAAGCAUAGAAAACUCUUUAAUAGACGAUUAAAUAAAGUAAGUGAAUCAUUUAAAAAAUUUGAAUGUUAUUCAUUAUCACCAAGUUGUAAUUUAUUUACAUCAUGUAGUAAUUGUACAAAUAAUAAACGACAACAAUGUUUAUUUUGUGGUUGUACAAUGCAACAUUUACCUUGUAUAUCAAGCACAAAUGAAACUAGUCAUCAAUUAAUGCGACCAAAAUCACAUAGAAGAGAAGAUAGUAAUGAAACACAAAAUAGUAUUUUUGCAAAUCAUGCAAAUAAUGUACAAAAUUUGAAUAAUGAAAGAAUUCCUAGCUCAAUUUAUUCAGAAAUGACUGAUGUAGAAACACAAUCAUUAAAUCGAUUUAUCAACAUUAAUAAUACUGAUAAGAAAUCUGUAUUUAAGAGCAAAACACAGAGAAACCGAGAUAGAAAAAGAUCUCAUAUUAUUGAAUCGAAUCGUGCUUCUGAAUGCUCCGAUGAUGGGAAAAAAUCAAUUUUACAAGUAAGAAAAAAUAGUCAACCAGAUUUGUCAGUUAAUUCUCAUCUGAGGGGACGGAAGAGCCAGAGAAGCACUUAUAUAGAUGGAAAACCUUUACAGGCGAGUGCAAGUGUUCAAACUCUUUUACAGAUUGAUAAUAAUCAGUCAGUGAGAGCACUUAGACAGCCAUUUGAUGCUCUACUGCCACCAUUACCUGCACCGCGUAAAAGCAAGAGUAUAGGAGAUUUACAUCAGAACACAAGAAUUGAAUCACCAACACAUUUAUCAACCGGAAUGAUGUCAUUUAAUCUACGGAGAAGUGCUAAGCAAUUAGCCAUGAAGAAGAUGGAAGAGCAGUCAAUGCAACAACCAACAGAAGCGCCAGUUUAUUUAUUAAGACAUUAUGAUACGAAGAAGAAACGUUCCCCUGUAUCUGUUGAUAGCAUUCGUCGUAGUGCCCUACCAUGGAGAGACAAAAGUCUAGAUAAUAGUGAUUUUGCAAGUAUAAAGGCUGGAAAAUCCAUACUAACAAGUAGUAGAACAAGCCUAAAAGGUGUGUUUAGAAGAACUAGACUAAUAGUUUCCGCCCGAGCUAGACUAGAGAAUAAUGAGAAGAGUAAUAUAAACUUAAGAAAUAACUGGUUAUCUGCAAGUCGACGUAAAAUUGAACAAACAUGUAAAUGGUUGAAACGUGACCGAAUGUUCAAGAGAGACAGUCAUCCACUAUCAACACCAACACAACCGAAACCAAGACAAGUGCACAGUGAAAGUGAUGUGAAAUUUCUAGGUCCUGAAUUGCCGAAACCUUUUUUCUUAUUACCUAAAGAACCAGAAUACGCUACACCAUUCAUAGAACCACAGCAGAUCAAACAUACAGAUUAUCUACCAAUGUACCAUGAUAAGUCAAUGAUUUUGUCAUCCGAUGAGACAACAACGGAAUUACUCAGUAAUCAAAUGAAAUCAAUCACUAAAAAAUCACCAAUUGACGAAUACGUCACUGACUUAAUACAUAUUGAGCCGAUAAAUUAUCCCAAUAUGAUAUUAAUGAAUCCAUUCAAUUCAACACCGCAACAACAACCAACUCCGAUCGCUUCAGUAAAACCACCACCUACAAACACUUUGAAUACUAUUAAUAAUAAUAGUACCAGCACACUACCUCAUCCUACUUCUAGUAACCAACCAACUGGGAUAAAUAAUAAUAAUAAUAAUAGACCAAUACGACCACCGAGACAUCAAAAGCUUAAAAUAACAGGGGAUAAUACAUACAGUAUUCAAACAUUUUCCGAUAACAAAAAUGACAAUAAGAGUAAAAACAAUAAUCCCACACGAGGAUCAGAAUUGAACAAAAACAAGAAAUCUGACAAAUAUUGGCCACUAGAUUAUGAACUGCCAUUACCACCGCCGCCGCCACCACCUCCACCAUUCAUCCUCAACAACAAACCAAAAUUAAUAAAAUCGAACGGUAAUAAAAUAUUAUUAUCAAAUAUUGAGUCGAAUGAAGACAAUACUGAAGUGAAUAAUAAUGCAAAUAGUUCAUCAUUUCAUUCAUCUUCUCCUCCUUUCUCAACAUUGACACUACAACCAUCACUGAAAUCAAAAACUAUAAACGUUAAACCAUUAAGAAGUGCCAGAUUUCCACAGUCUGCAGCAACAAUGAUGAAAGAAGAUAAUCAUUCGAAGUUGAAUUUUACUACUGAACAAAAUAGUAAUAACAAUAAUAAUAAUAAUAAUAAUACUGUGAAUAAUACUAAUUACAAACUCAUUGAGAAAGCCUUAAAAAAACCAACCCCAAACAAAUGAGCUCAAUAAUGAUAAUAAUAAUUAUAUGAAUGGUGAAAAAAGAUGUAAGAAACCAUCGUUUACACUAUGAAGCUAAUUAAUAAAACAAAGUGAACACACUAUACACAGAAACUUCAUUGAUACAUACAUAUCUAAAGAUACUGUUGACAAACGCACAUACAGAAAGUACAAUGAUCUCAACUUAGCAUACCAUCUAUUGUAUUCAUUUAGCUUUAUGUGCUAUAUAUAUUUUUUCUAUUAUCAAUUUACCCGGAACACCACGUUUUUUUCUUUACUUACAUCAUUUUGUCUACAAUAUGACCUUCUAAGACGAAUUGACCAGUGUAUGUAAAUAGUAAACAAUGUAAAAAAAAUUUUAUUAGCGCUAAAAAAACUUUUAUGAUUACCUUUGUUUGUACAAAACAUCGUUGUAUCAGGGUGAUAAAUGAUAACAUUAUCACAUAGUGUAACCUUAUUUAAGAGGUAAACUGGUAAACUACAUUUAUCAUCAUACGCAACAACAAAUCUGUUUGGAUAGCGUAAUAAGAUGAAGAUUAUCAGAACUAUGUGGUAGAUUUGUGCAGUGCGUUUCGAACACUGAUCACAUAUAUACAUGUUAAGAACAUUUAUACGUGAAAAAUUAAAAGGGUAAACUAGACGAAUGGAAGCAUGAGAGGAAAUGAAGAUAAUAAUCAGCUUCCUUUCUUAUACAUUCUUAUAAGUAGAAGAUAUGGUUAAAUAGGAUGAUCCAUUUUUAGAAAGUCAACUUGGGUAGACCAGUAUCUUAGUUAUCAUAGUCAUUGCACAGUUCAAUAAAAAAGGGUCAAUUUAUUAGGAUUGGUGUUAUUUGUACAAACGAUACCGUUGAUGAUGAAGUGAAUUUACUGAAUAAAACAUUGAUAGAGAAUGGUUAUCCUUUAGAAUUUACAAAUGAAUGGGAAGGUUACAGUAUAGUGAGAUCUACUACAAUUUCGUAACCGAAAAACCUGUAUACAUCACCCUACUAUUUCAGAGGUGAGUCAAAUAGCAAAGUUUCAGAUCAGUUGUAAGUAAAACGCACUAUGCAGUAAAGGUAAUCAUUGUAGAAAAAAGAAGAGCCAUGCUUCACCAAAGACCUAAACGGCAUGUAAACGACUGCGCCACGUCUUACUGAGUAUAUCAGUUUAAGUGUAUAAGUGGCCACAUAUACAUAGAGAAGAGCAAUCGUGACUAGGAAAUUAGGGUGAAUAAUCAUAUACCAAAGUGAUUGUUAAGGCAUAUAAAAUCAAAUGACCUAAUAAGAGAUGAUAAGCGUUCAUCUUCGAUUGCUAAACGAAUGAAACAGAUCAUAAGAUUGACCUUAACUCGGCUUUUGUGGUGUUGUACAGAUGUGAUAAAGGACGUUGAUUAAAUUUGUUUGAAACCUUGACGACACGAAAACUUUAACUUAAAACCUUGGUAAUAUUGUUUUAUCAUCCAGCGUGAUGAGUUUCACAUUAUUUUCUUUAUGAUCUAUGUUUCCUCGUAUGCUUUCAUUUGUCCAGUUGAUCUUUUAAUUUUACACAUAUAAAUGUUCUUGACAAGUAUAUGUGUGAUUAGAUUGUUCGAAAUAUAUUGUGCACA
Schistosoma rodhaini is the source of this 6739-nucleotide messenger RNA. NCBI's taxonomy places the organism in Eukaryota, Metazoa, Platyhelminthes, Trematoda, Strigeidida, Schistosomatidae. The record is from the annotation of a GenBank genome assembly.